Messenger RNA from Lottia gigantea (owl limpet), 1896 nucleotides. RefSeq lists its product as hypothetical. The record is from RefSeq and is a predicted model, not a curated record. Gene Ontology annotation, cellular component: plasma membrane. The transcript is spliced from 16 exons. Gene Ontology annotation, molecular function: retinol transmembrane transporter activity; signaling receptor activity. Lineage: Eukaryota; Metazoa; Mollusca; Gastropoda; Lottiidae. Gene Ontology annotation, biological process: vitamin A import into cell. Bases 1 to 1896 code for a protein of 631 amino acids.
AUGCAGCGAUCAAUGACCGAGUUUUAUUUAUCAUGUCAUUCUAAAAAUAAAUACCGGAUUCAGAAUAUCGGAUUAAAACAGUUUCUUAGCCCAGUGAAUCUAUUGGAUGGCGAUGAAGAUAGAAUGGCCUACGCUGCUGCUUUUGGUUCAACAGCUACUAAUUGUUUGACUUUGAUUCAAGGUCAAUUUAUACCAGAAGAUUGUCCUAUCUGGUUUAAAAUUCCAUACGCCAUGCUAGCUGUAAUCGAAAUGGGUAUAGAUUAUUAUCCAUUGUUUGCCUGUUUAUCUAAGAAAACUAGUCUAAUAGAUUCUGUAAUUGGUCUUGUUUACAGUGUACUUUGGUUUCUAGUGAAUCUCGCCCAUUGUUUUGAUUGUACCAAUAACGACGAAUGGGUGUUUCGCGGCCAGCCAAUAGUUAUUCAGUUACCAGUAUUAUUAUGUUUGUUAUAUUUGACGGCUGUUUUUCUCUCAAGAUUAUUUAAUGUGGUUCUGCACUUUGUUAUCAAACUAUUCUCAGGCCAGUUCUAUGUAGCCUCACAAAGAAAAGAAAAUGAACAAAUGAUAAAGGCCUUAGAUAGUCAGAACGGUCCUAGUUUAGCGAGAUAUCAAGUGAAACAUGUUAAAGAAUUAUUUAAAGGCAAAUGGUCCGCACUGCCGACCUUAGAUCAAUUAGAAGAACUCAAUGGAAGUGUAUUUUCUAUAUUAAAAUACCGUCAUGAUCCAACUUACAGAUUCUCUACUCGUGUUACCUCCACCUUUUCUGUGGCUUUACUUUGUCUUUACGAGUUUGCUUUAAUCUCAUUUCUUGGUGUUGAUAAAACAUUAGAUAUUUUACAAUAUCAUUUUGAUCAAGUGGAUAAUAAUGAUAUUAUUAAGAUAUUUGGAGAAGGAAUCCUCUAUCAACUAGAUCUAUUAUUAACUGUUGUCAGAGUAUCUUGGUAUGUAGCCUACUCAAUCUCAACAGUAGUCAUGGUGAACUAUGUAUUAAAGAUAUAUCUCAAAUAUAGAUUACAUAGCUGUCGACUGAUGCGAGGUGACUACUCGUUUAUACCACGUCACAUAAGAUUUAUGUCAAAUUCUCAAAUUGUGUUUUACAUCCACUUUAAAAGCUUUGACACAGCAAGUAAAAUAUGCCCUAAAAACGUCCGUUAUCCCUUACAGAGUCGUAGUCUUAUGUACAGUGGAGUACAAGUUGCUUAUAUGUUAUGGGGUUAUUAUGUGAUGAUAUUAGGUCUCGUUGCUCUGUGUAUGUUGUUUGCUUAUUUUCUGAUCCUGCCAUUCUCAGGGAAAGUCUCCUACGAAUUUACUUUCAUUUUCUGGGCAGUAAUGCCAUCAAUUGUAGUCUCCUACAUACUUUUCUUUUGUCAGAAAUUUUUCAGUGGUAGAAUAUUUCUUCAAAGCUGUUUAUUUCGUCGACGAGGAAAGUUAAGAAAAUCUUUAGCUUUGAAUAAUAGGAGGGUAUACCACAUCAUAUCGUAUUUCUUGUUUUUCUUCUAUGUUUUUGUUGGUUUAUGUAAAGCUAUUAUUCGAGUAUUUUGGGCUAUGGUUUUAGGUAUAGCCUAUCUUACUAGAAUAGAUAGAUGUAAUCUCGUACCGGGUUUUGAACACUGGGAUCCAGGUUAUCUGGCAUAUAUAAGUAUCUUACAAGUUGAAAUGGCUCACUGUCAUCCUGUACUGGUAACGUUUUGUCAUAUCUUAUUGGAGGAACAACAAACAAAUCUCAGGGUUAUAUAUAAUUCAUGUGUGGAUUCCUCUAUAAAUGAGAGUCCACGCUAUUUUCAAAGACUAAAACAAAAGAGAAUUGUGAAUCGUUGGUUAAAAUUAUAUACAUUGAUUAAAAACCCCCAAAUUCUAAAACUAAAAACUGUAGGGGAAAGGUUUUCUUCAUUAACGUGA